Messenger RNA from Lemur catta (Ring-tailed lemur), 719 nucleotides. Its product is annotated as putative protein ZNF815. Gene Ontology annotation, biological process: regulation of DNA-templated transcription. The record is from RefSeq and is a predicted model, not a curated record. NCBI's taxonomy places the organism in Eukaryota, Metazoa, Chordata, Mammalia, Primates, Lemuridae.
AUGUGUUCAGUUCUUUCCCCAAAGCAUGCCGACCACUCCAGGUUAAUCAGGAACGUGCUUUUCCAGGGGUCACUGUCAUUCGGGGAUGUGGCUGUGGGCUUCACUCGGAAGGAGUGGCAGCAGCUGGACUCUGCGCAGAGGAGCCUGUACCGGGAUGUGAUGCUGGAGAACUACAGCCACCUGGUCUCCGUAGGGUGUCAAGUCAGCAAACCAGCUGUGAUCUCCAGGUUGGAGCAGGGGAAAGAGCCAUGGGUGGAGAAGGAGGAGAUGCGCAGGUGGAGCUUCCCAGAAGUUUGGCAAGUAGGUAGACAACAGCAACACCAAGACAAACGUUUGGGUGAUGCAGACCUAAACCAGAAAAAUGUGAACAAAAAAGAUCUCCAAGGAUGCAAUGAACUUGGAAAAAAUUCCCAUCAGAACACAAACCUCAUCCCUUCAGGACAACCAGCCCACACAUGUAAGUCGUGUGGAAAGAGUUUGAAAUGCAAUGUGGACUUCAGUCCUACUGCAUACCUUGCAAGAAGGAGAUUUGAGUGUGACAGACAUGGGAACUAUUUCUGUAUUCUAAGCUUGAAACUCCGCCUUCUGGAGAGAAUCCACGUGAAUGUAACCAGUGUAGAAAAGCUUUAAGCCACGACAAAGCCCUUAAUGCAGGUCAGGGAAGCAACAGCAGUGAGAAACCCCACAAGUGCACCAAGUGUGGAAAAACCUUCCCCCGC